GCAGACAGACAAUCCCAGUAUCAACGGCUUACUGGCAGCGCAAUCUGUUUGCCUGGUCCCUUGAGAGCAGUUUAUUCCUCCUCCGGGAAUUUCCUUGGCCCCAUUUGCAGGAAUGGAGUCCAAUACAUGCACUGCGGGCCAGGCACCUGGACAGCCUCCAAAGGGAAGUAUCUCAAGAGUCCAGACUUCACCAAGGAAGCAAUCGGAAUUGCUCCUGAGGCAGCGGAGAAAGAUCAGCCAUGCGUGUGUUAAAGGCAAGGGACAGCUCAAGCUCUCCAUCAAUGUGCAAGGCAGGGACCUUAUGCUGUACGUUAUGGAAGCCAAAGGCCUGAUGGGGAAAGAAUACCGGAUUUGCGACUCCUUUGUCAAGAUGUCUAUCGUACCGGACACGGAUCGGAGGUGCAGGCAAAAGACCAAGACUGUUCCAGACAAUAAAAAUCCGGUCUUCCACGAGCACUUUCUCUUCCCUUUGCAAGAGGAAGAUGAGAGAAAGCGUCUGCUGAUCACAGCUUGGAAUCAACCGAGGAAUUCCAGGCAAAGCGAACUUAUUGGCUGCAUGAGCUUUGGCGUGAAGACCCUGCUGAGCCCAGACAAGGAAAUCAGCGGCUGGUACUACCUGCUGGGGGAAGACCUGGGCAGGACAAAACACCUGAAGGUGGCUGCCCGACGGCUGAAGCAGAGUGGAGAGCUGAUGUUGGCCCAGCCAGCCCCGUUGCUGGAAAGCCAGCAGAGUGAGAACACAGAGCAGCUCAAGAUUUCGAUCCCACGAGGAAAGAAUGGCUUCGGGUUCACCAUCUGCUGUGACUCACCUGUCAGGGUGCAGGCUGUGGACUCUGGUGGUCCUGCAGAGAAGGCCGGCUUGCAGCAACUAGACACUGUCCUUCAACUCAAUGAGCAACCUGUUGAGCACUGGAAAUGUGUGGAGCUGGCGCAUGAGAUCCGGAACUGUUCGCAGGAGAUCACACUGCUGGUCUGGCGCAUCGUCCCUCGGGUCAAACCUGGCCUAGAAGCCGUCAUUCGCCGCUCCUCCUGCAAAUCUACGUAUGACUUGCAGUCCCCGCCCAACAAACGGGAGAAGAACAGCUUGCUACGGCCGUGUCUCCCUGAGCACCGCCAGAGCUGCCACGUCGUGUACGACGGGAACGAGGGGCUGGUGCUGAACGGCUGGGAGCGCUACACGGAGCUUGGGAAGGCCACCCAGCGUACUAUGCCCCCGCUCUCCCGACCCCCCUCUACUGGUGGGGACAAGAACUACAUCAUUUUGGCACCCCUUAACCCAGGAAGCCAGCUUCUGAGGCCCGUCUACCAGGAGGGCAAAGCCCCUGGAGGCAAUGCAUGUAAAGGAGGGUCUCAUGGCAAGAAAUCCCGGCUCAUGAAGACUGUGCAGACCAUCAAGGGCCAUGGCACCCACUCCCAGAACUGCACUCUGAUGAGGCCCAACAUCGCUCACUCCAGUUACGGCACAUACGUGACCCUGGCUCCCAAAGUGCUGGUCUUCCCCAUCUUUGUGCAGCCUCUUGACCUUUGCAAUCCAGCCCGAACGCUGCUUUUGUCGGAAGAGCUGCUGCUUCAUGAAACCAGAAACAAACCUACAAAGGUGACGCUCUUCAUCUACUCGGACUUGCUGCUGUUCACCAAAGAAGAUGAACCAGGCCGCUGUAAUGUCCUCCGGAACCCGCUUUACCUGCAGGAUGUCAGACUGCAAGAGGAUUCCCCUGAGGAUCUAAAGUUCUGCAUCCUCUACCUGGCUGAGAAGUUGGAGUGCCUGCUGAGCUUGGAGGCUCACUCCCAUGAGCAGAAGAAGAGAGUCUGCUGGUGCCUGGCUGAUAAUAUCUCGAAGCAGCAAAUGACGACCCCAACAGCCCCUCCCGCGGAGAGCAAGAUGUUUGAGCCGGAAUCAGAGAAACCAGGAGCCAUGCCCUCUGUGGGGGAAGACACGACCCACCCUGUUGCCCACCCCUUGAAAGGGGACUCGGCAGAGGGAACACCAGAGGAGAUGGUGAAAGAGGUCCAGGACGCCCCUAUGGAAAGGGACAAGGAGACAAACCUCGUGGAGCCCCAAGAGGAGGCAGAGCCCUGCAGUCGCCCUGCAGUCUUUGCAAUCCCUAAGUUGCAACUGGACUGCACCUUCAGCCAGGGCAUGGAGGGCAUCGCCACUUUGGAACUUGUAAGCUCAGAGGAUCAGGAUGAAGAAGGAGAAGAGGAGGAGGAAGAAGAGGAGGAGGACGACGACGAAGAAGAAGAGGAAAACGAUGAGGCCUACUUGUGCAGGAGUGACGCUAAGCGCUCCAGCAUGAUCGACACCUUGGAGUGUGAGACGGCCUGCCGCCUCAGCGUGCAGAAUUCCCUGCGCCGCCGCACCCACAGCGAAGGCAGCCUCCUCAACGAGCCCCGGGGCAGCCACUGCUUCAGCUCCGACACCAGCCUGAAUUACGCCGAGGGGCAGAGCCCCACUGCCGGCUGGACGCUGCCGUCCCCCAAGACGCUCAAAAAAGAACUCACGGAGUAUGGGAGCUCCAUUCACCAGUUUGGCCUGCUCUUUGCUGGACACCGGAAGCAGCAGCACAUGCUGGACCCUGGUUGUGUCUGUACUCGAGAAGCCAUGGCUGCCUGCAAAAGGAUGAACAUGAACCUGGCCAAAGAUAUGAAGAACCGUUUGGGGAUCUUCCGACGGCGGAACGAAUCACCCGGAGGACACCCCCCAAGCAAACUGGACAAAGUCCCAAAGUCUCUGAAGCCAACGCUGGAAGAAGCCCUCAAAUGGGGAGAAUCCUUGGAAAAGCUGCUUCAACAUAAAUAUGGUCUGGCGGCCUUCCGCGCCUUCUUGCGCACUGAGUUUAGCGAGGAGAAUCUGGAGUUCUGGCUGGCAUGUGAGGACUACAAGAAGAUCAAAUCCCAGUCCAAGAUGGCCUCAAAAGCCAAGAAGAUCUUUGCGGAAUACAUUGCUAUCCAGUCUUGCAAAGAAGUUAACCUAGACUCUUAUACUCGGGAGCACACCAAAGAAAACAUGCAAAACAUUACCCGGAGCAGUUUCGACCUUGCCCAGAGACGCAUCUACGGGCUGAUGGAGAAGGACUCAUACCCCCGUUUCCUACGUUCAGAGCUGUACUUGGACCUCAUUAACCAGAAGAAGCCCACCCCUGUGUUGUAGA
Molecule: messenger RNA, 3152 nt
Organism: Euleptes europaea (tarantolino)
Lineage: Eukaryota; Metazoa; Chordata; Lepidosauria; Squamata; Sphaerodactylidae
Gene: RGS3
Product: regulator of G protein signaling 3
Exons: 24
Coding region: 113-3151 (1012 amino acids)
Biological process (GO): signal transduction
Cellular component (GO): nucleus; plasma membrane
Molecular function (GO): protein binding
Source: RefSeq, a predicted model, not a curated record